AUGAGCGCGCACAGGGCAAGCGUCAUGCCCAAGGUGACAGACGGCAUUGUCAAGGCACUUUCCAGCAAGCCACUGGUUACCCUGGGCAACCUCGCGUUUCCCAUCUUUGUUGUGCAUGGCCCACUAGGGCAGGUCUUUUACAAGAAGGUUAUUGCAACAAAGCUCUUUGGUGGCACCAUGUUGACCAUCGUCGGCCCACAGUUCUUCUACGCGUUUUUGGGCAUUGUUCUGGUUUCUGCAUGGGUUUUACAGAAGACAUUCCUCAUGAACAAGCAGGUGGGCUCGAUGUCGAAAGACUUUGUGGAAAAGGCAUCGUC
Symbiodinium pilosum is the source of this 317-nucleotide messenger RNA. The record is from the annotation of a GenBank genome assembly. NCBI's taxonomy places the organism in Eukaryota, Dinophyceae, Suessiales, Symbiodiniaceae.